AUGGUACAGCACAAGAAGAUGACCAGACAACAGAGAAAAAAGAACAAUGAUCAUGAUAAGGCAUAUCAGAAUAUCUCAUCAGUUGAAAUGCAGAUGAAGGAAUGCCGAUCUCAACAUGAUGGCGCACAGAACAUAAUUCAGGAUCAUUUCUCUAUAAGGUCUAAAGCGGUUUAUGAAACUCCAACGAAACCAAUUUUACCCGACAUUACUAAUUCCCAAACGCUUUACAAAGAAGGAGGCUUUGAGGUUAAUCCAACUUCAUUUGCAAAUCAUGCUCAACCGGAAGACAUUCAAUAUUUCUCAACCAAUGGGGAAAGAGCUUUUUGUCCCAAGAGACGUCGUAUUGAGAAUGUCUCAAGUCUUGCUGAGAAUCUAACCCAUGAGCUUUAUCAUGACACCAGAAGAGAGGAUAUUUCAGCCUCAGAAGGUAUUCAAGGAGAUGACCACUUAUAUGAUUCAUUUAAUAUCAACCUUGAUGGCUAUCUUGAUGAGGGAAAUCCAGAAUUUGAAUGUCAAUAUUGUGGAGCUAUGCUAUGGUUCAAUGAGAGAAUAAAGAGAGCUCCAUCUAAUGAACGGCCAAUUUUUUCAAUAUGUUGCUCCCAUGGUAAAGUGUCUGUACCUCAUUUACAGACUCCUCCUGAACAGCUCCGUAAACUUUUCUUUGACAAAGGUGAUCCAAAAUCCAAAAAGUUCCAAUCAAGCAUUAGAGCAUAUAAUAAUAUGUUCUGCUUCACUUCAAUGGGAGGGAAGAUUAACCAUUCUCUAAACAGUAAUGGUGGGGGACCUUACACCUUUGUCAUAUCUGGACAGAACCACCACUAUAUAGGUAGUUUAUUACCUGAAGAAGGAGCUAAUCCAGUGUACUCUCAAUUAUAUAUUUAUGAUACGGAGCAUGAAAUAGCAAAUCGGCUUUCAGCAAUCAGGCAUGCAUCUGAUAUACUGAAGAGGGAUCGCCAUGCAAAUGUCAAGAUUUGCUUGAUAAGGCAUAUGGGCCCUGACAAUAGAUGUUAUAAUCUUCCAACAUCAUCAGAAGUUGCUGCACUAAUAGUUGGUGAUUUUGACAGAUCAUAUCACAAGAGAGAUAUUGUUGUGGAAAAACAAGGGACGCUCAAACGAAUAGAUGAAUUUCACAGGUCAUACCUACCAUUACAGUACCCACUGUUAUUUCAUUUUGGAAAUAAUGGUUAUGAUCCAAAUAUUAUGCACUCUACUCAAUCUCUCUACCACACAAGGAAGAAGAAAAAAUUGACUAUUAGAGAAUAUCUAGCAUAUAGAUUGAUGAACAGGAAGAAUGAAGAGUCUGUUAUUUUGCAUGCUAGAAGGUUAUUCCAACAAUUUAUUGUUGAUGGCUACACAAUGGUUGAAAGUGAUCGAUUGAAGUACAUAAGAGAUCAUCAAAAGGAAAUAAGAGCCGACCUAUACAAGGGAAUCUCUGAUGCUAUUACAAGAGGUGAAACAAAUGCAUCAAUGAUUGGAAGAAGAGUUGUUCUUCCAUCUUCAUUUACAGGUGGUGCAAGAUACAUGGUGAACAAUUUUCAGGAUGCAAUGGCAAUUUGUAAAUAUGCAGGUUAUCCAGAUAUAUUCUUAACAUUCACUUGUAAUCCUGCUUGGCCGGAAGUAAAGCGUUACUGUACCGAUUAUGAGCUUAAUCAAUCAGAUUGUCCGCAAAUUUUAUCAAGGAUAUUUAAAUUGAAAUUAGAUGCUCUCAUGAAAGUUAUUAGGGAACAAAAAAUAUUCGGCAAGAUUAGGGCAGAAAUAUACACAAUCGAGUUUCAAAAGAGAGGAUUGCCCCAUGCUCAUAUCAUUCUCUUCCUUGAACAUGAUGACAAGCCCAGAACACCAGAAGAUGUGGAUAAAUUAAUAUGUGCAGAAAUACCAGAUAAAGAGUUAGAUCCUGAGUUAUAUGAGCUCGUGGGUAAUUACAUGAUUCAUGGUCCAUGUGGACACUCUAACAAGAAUUCACCUUGCAUGAAAGAUGGAAAAUGCUCGAAGUACUUUCCAAAAAAAUAUGUCGACAAUACAGCUGUUGAUGAAGAAGGGUACCCUACAUACAGGAGGCGCAAAGAUGGAAGGACUAUAGAAAAAAAGGGCAUACCAUUAGAUAAUAGGUUUGUUGUGCCUUACAAUCCACAUUUGCUUAGAUUAUUCCGGGCUCAUAUUAAUGUUGAAAAAACAAACCAGUCAAGAGCAGUCAAAUACCUUUUCAAGUACAUUAGCAAGGGGAAUGACAGAGUUGUUGCAGGGAUUUACAGCAAUCCUGAUACAAGUAGCUCAGAAACUUCAUUCGAUGAGAUAUCACAUUAUCUCAAUUGUAGAUAUGUUUCACCUUGUGAAGCUGCAUGGCGUAUAUUUGCUUUUGACAUUCAUCAUAGAUAUCCUUCUGUCGAGCGUCUAUCCUUUCACUUGCCAGAACAGCAAGUAGUCUACUACUCUGGGAAGUCAUCUGUAUCAUCAUUACUAGACAAGCCAAGGAUGAAAGAAUCGAUGUUCUUAGCCUGGAUGGACUUGAACAAAUCUGGUGGGCUUGCAAAAACAAUGACAUACAUACAGAUUCCACAAUACUAUACUUUUGAUAAGAAUCAGAGAAUAUGGAAACCAAGGCAACGAGGAUUUGCAGUUGGGAGAUUAGCACAUGCAUCACCAACACAGGGAGAGAUCUAUUAUUUGCGGGUUCUCCUCACCAAAGCACGAGGACCUAAAUCGUAUGAGGACAUUAGAACUGUCGAUGGUAUUAUCCAUCCAACUUUUAAAUCUGCAUGUUAUGCCCUUGGUUUGCUCAACGAUGAUCAAGAAUUUAUUGAUGCAAUCAAGGAGGCCUCAAUCUGGGCAUCUGGACAUUACCUCAGAAAAUUCUUUGUUAGUAUGCUACUUUGCAACUGCUUAUCACAACCACUUUUAGUUUGGCAGAAAUCUAAGCAACUUAUUUUUGAAGAUAUGUUGUAUGUUGCCAGACCUCAACAACAGCUACCAGGAAUUAGUAUAACUGAUGAUGAGAAGGAGGAAGUUGCACUGAUUGAAAUUGAAAGAUUACUCAAGAGGAACGGGAAAUCUUUGAGUGAUUUCCCUUCAAUGCCAAAGCCAAAAACAGAUACACAUAUUGAUAUGAGGAACCAUUUAUUAUUGCAGGAGCUGAACUAUGACAGAGACAGCUGUAGAUCUGAAUCAGAUAAGUUAAGAGCUUCCUUAACAGAUGAGCAAUUGAAUAUAUUCAAUGAGAUCUUGAAUGCAAUUGACUCAUCAAAUGAAAAUUUCUUUUUUGUUUAUGGUUUUGGAGGUACUGGGAAGACAUUCUUGUGGAAUGCAUUGACUGCAACUAUUAGGGGAAGAGGUGAAAUAGUGAUAAACGUUGCAUCAAGUGGGAUUGCAGCAACGUUAUUACCAUCAGGCAGGACAGCUCACUCCAGGUUUGCAAUACCAAUAGAUAUAACUGAGGAAUCAAUGUGCAACAUAUCACACAACUCACCAAUGUCUAACCUCAUUAGAAAUACAAAGUUAUUCAUAUGGGAUGAAGCUCCCAUGGUUAGGAGAUAUUGCAUUGAAGCUGUUGAUAGAACAUUUAAAGAUAUCAUGAAGUGUGACCAUCCAUUUGGGGGAAAGUGUGUUGUCAUGGGUGGAGACUUUAGACAAAUAUUGCCGGUUGUUCCAAAAGGAGGCCGUGCUGAUAUUGUUGAUGCAUCAAUCAAUUCAUCUGAACUAUGGAAUCAUUGUAGAAUGUUUCAACUUACGAAAAACAUGCGCCUAUUAUCAAGUGGAGAUCAUGGUGACAAUUUGAAAGUCCAACAAUUCUCAGAGUGGUUGCUUCAAGUUGGUGAAGGUAAAAUAGGACUGCCAAAUGAAGGUGUUACAGAUAUUGAGAUUCCAAGUGAGAUACUAAUCCAAUCAUCUGAUAAUCAUAUUCAAUCCAUUGUGUCUGUUACUUAUCCAAACUUAAAAUACCAUAUCAAUAAUUCUGAAUAUCUGACCAACAGAGCAAUCCUUGCACCAACUAUUGAAGUGGUUGAUCAAAUAAAUGAUCAUGUUUGUUCAAUGCUUGAUGGUGAAUAUGUAGAGUACUUCAGCUCAGAUUCAAUAACUGCUGCUGAUCAAGACGUAGAGUUCCAAGAAUUAUACACUACUGAAUUCUUAAACACCAUCAACUGUUCUGGUCUUCCUCCUCAUAGAUUAGCAUUGAAAGUAGGAUGUCCUGUCAUGCUCAUCAGGAACAUUGAUCAAGCAUCUGGUCUUUGUAAUGGGACAAGACUUCAAACUACUUUCCUUGGUAAACAUUUCAUCAAAGCUAUAGCAUUGAAUGGCACAAGUGUUGGUCAAGAAGUCCUCAUCCAUCGCAUGGAUAUGAAUCCAUCUGAAACUAAGCUUCCAUUCACAAUGGUAAGGAGGCAAUUCCCCCUCAUUAUUUCAUUUGCAAUGACCAUAAAUAAGAGUCAAGGACAAUCAAUGACUAAUGUUGGUUUAUAUCUUCCAAGGCCAGUAUUCUCACAUGGGCAGCUGUAUGUAGCAAUGUCAAGGGUCAGAAGAAUUGAUGGUCUAAAGGUGUUGAUCGUUGAUUCGAAUAAUAAAUCAACCAACAUUACUACCAAUGUUGUAUACAGAGAGAUAUUUCAGAAUGUUCAUUGUCAUUAG
Molecule: messenger RNA, 4620 nt
Organism: Neltuma alba
Lineage: Eukaryota; Viridiplantae; Streptophyta; Magnoliopsida; Fabales; Fabaceae
Exons: 6
Coding region: 1-4620 (1539 amino acids)
Biological process (GO): telomere maintenance; DNA repair
Molecular function (GO): DNA helicase activity
Source: RefSeq, a predicted model, not a curated record